UUUCCAACAGGAGAGGGACCGCAGACAUUCUCCAUUCUCUUGCCGGGCAGCACAGUCUCUGUCUGGGCAGCCAUGAACAGCCGCAGCGCUGCCUGCCUCCUCCUCAUCAUCACCGUCAGCAUCCGCUGUCUGCGUCCCAUUUUGGACAAUAAGUGACAGUGUAGUGUCUAUGAAGAGUGUGGACCAGCUGACAUUAACAUGCAGCAUCUUUAAGUCUCAGACGGCGGAGCUCGGCAGCAGCAGCGGAGGGAGAGGGGAGUAAAUAGACGGCGGAAUGGCGGAGAGGUGUGUGCGUUUUUCUGGGCUGUGGUGUCUGACGGCGGCGGAGAGAUGCUCUGAGCUCUGGCAUUAGACGGCAGCUGCGCACCGAGCUGCUCUCGCCCCCUCCCCUCCCCUCCUCACCCUCCUCCUCCUCCUCCUCAGCAUCAUCUCUGGUCUGCUCGCCCCGACCAUUCACUGAAACCGGGGAAUCGGCUCCACACUGCUCGCUGUGCUCACUACCAUUGGCGUCCUGCACGGGAAUUUGACACAACCAGAGAGAUGUUCCUUCUCUGGAAGUGGGGGACUGGAUUAAAAAGUAAUUGUGAGCCUCAACGUGGACUGUGGUUUUAGUGAUCGUGAGCUGCUCACUGCAAAGCUGUGUGAUUGUGCUUGGCUCAGCACCGCUGCAUUCUCAGCCAACUUCUUCUUUCACUAGAUGAUUAACAGUCCACAGGAUUACCAUCCAUGGUUUCUGCCCUAAUAAAGACUAUAUCAUCCUACAUUGAAAAGAUUUGCAAAGGAAUGUUUACAAAGAAAUUGGCAAACCCAAUAAAGAAGAAAGAGAGAAGUGAAAAUAAAGAACCUAAAUUGACCACCGAUGUGCAAGCAAACAAUCCAAAUCUAUCUAUUACACUGAAGACCACAGUGAAAAAGAUUUCCAAAUGCUCUUCGGCACGUAACAUAUCACUUGAAGACGACGACGGAAAGAACGACUGUUCAUCUCUGUCACCCACUUUUAGUUAUCGUGUAGCUAUAGCAAAUGGACUCCCAAAAAACUCUCCUUUUUUGAACAAUAAUGAAUGCAUAUUUCCUGAGGUUCUUUCAAUUGAUAGUAGUUACUCUGACUCUUUGAGUGAGACAAAACCUGUCCGGAGACUGGAUGAGCAUAAAUCACACACCAUGCCUGUAAGACGAAAUAGAAAGAGCCUCAUUAGUUUGGCUCCCUCUGACGGCAGCUCUGAAGGUGAAAGAGUGGAACGCUCAAGUCUUCACACACUUAGACUGGGUGCUCUACGCAAGUUAAGAAAAUGGAAAAAGAGUCAGGAAUGUGUCUCCUCAGACUCAGAGGUGAGCAAUUGGAGGAAAACACUGGGCAUCCGGAGCAAGUCCUUGGACCGUGCUGGACGUCAGCAGAAGAGUUCAACCCUGGAGCCUGGUUCCUCCUCCACAGGUUGUAUCAGUCAAACACAGGAUGUUAUGGAGAUGAUUUUUAAGGAGCUUCAAGGAAUCAGCCAGAUAGAGACUGAACUGACUGAGUUGCGUGGCCACGUCAAUGCCCUAAAAAGCUCCAUUGAUGAGAUCUCCAGUAGUGUGGAAGUAGUUCAGAGUGAGAUUGAGCAGCUUCGCUCAGGAUUUGUCCAGUCCAGAAGAGAGACACGGGAUAUCCAUGACUACAUAAAACAAAUUAGCCACCAGGCAAAUAACUCAACUUUGCGGUUUCUCAAUGUUCCUGAAGAAAGGUCAGAGAAAACAGAAAGCGUAAUAUAUAAAAUAUUAAAAGACAGAAUGGGUUUUACUGAUGCCCGUAAAAUAAUAAAAAUCGAACUUGCUCAUAGGCUAGGUCAACAAAGAGAAUGUUCUAAUGCGAAACCCCGCCCCAUUAUUGUCAUUUUUGCAACAACUCAAGAUAGGGAUGUAGUCUUGAAAAAAUGCUAUAAACUUAAAGGAACAGGAAUCACAGUUUCUACUGAUAGUUUAACUCAUGAUGGAAAGGAGAAAAAAGACAAAGCAAUGUCCUCUUCACAAACAUAUGAAAGCAUGGAUUUAAAGGUUUCAGGGAAGGAAAAGGUAGUGGAGAGUGAUGACUGGGACUCAAUGGACAGUGAUAAAGAAUUAGAUGAAUUAAGCAGAAACAAAUAUGCAAUGGUGAUAUCCAAGCCUGUUCACAAGAGUAAAUCAGAGAAGAGACGGUCACAUGACCAUAGCCAGUCAGGAGAAGAAGCAGGCUACUCAGGAGCAGUUCAUUAUGCUGAUGACUCUUACUAUGACACAGACAAGCAUGCUAAGGCAUACUACUCUGAUAUGACCCCUGGUUGGCUUUCCCAGAGUGACUAUUCCUCCCCUAAACUUAGCCGAUCAGAAUCUGACUGCUCAAAACUUUGCCAAUCAUACUCUGAAGACUUUUCAGAGAGUCAAUAUUUUACACGUGCUAAUGGAGGCUCCUUGUUGUCCUCCUCAGACCAGGAAUUGUGGCAGAGAAAACAAGAAGACAUGGCUUCCUCAUGGUAUGCUAGCCCCAGUCAUCAAAAUCAAACCUAUGAACACAAUGAGGUUGAGACAACAGAAACGAUUGACAGUGGAGUGAGCAAUGGACUUGUAUGCAUGUCUGGUGAUAGAAGCCACUAUAGUGGCUCUCAGGUCUCUCUGCAAGGUGAUCUGUCACCCUGGAAAGACUGGCAUCAUCUGGAACAGGGUGCAGACUCUGGCUUGGAAGCCUCCAUAGAGGUCAGCAGUCCAUUUGACCCUUCAACCAUCCCAGGUUUUCCAGAGAACAUAACUAAAUGUCAGGAGGUUGAUUUACAAUUUGAAGGAGAUGAAGAAUUCAUGAUGUUUGACAGAGAAUCUUCUCUGCCACCUGUAACUACCCAUGUCAUUCCUCACAUCGCAGAGCGUGAGCCUGUCAUCAAGCCAUCUGCUCGGCAGUCUAAAGAGGGAUGUAAGGUGAGCACAAAAGAAAGCAUGAAACCAUCAUCUAAAGAUGCGCCUAAAGCUGCUGCUAAAGCAACUCAUAAACAAACUAAAUUGGCUCCUAAAGAAGAAAGCACCAAGAUAUUACCAAAGGAAAGCCCCAAACUAACCGCAAAGGCUACACCUCAAGUGACCUCUAAAGCAGCUCCUAAAGAGUCAUCAAAAGAAAUUCAGAAAUCAGCAGCUAAAGAAUCUUCUCAAGUCCCCAUUAAAGACAGUUCUAAACAAACAACUAAAGGUGCAACAAAGCCCAUUGUUAAAGAGGUAUCUAAAAUUCCAUCCAAGGUAACCUCUAGUGAGACUGUAAAAGUCACACCGAUUAUGUUUUCUAAAGAAAGUCCUAAAGAGUCACCCAAAGACAGCCCUAAAAUAACUCCAAUUGAAAGCCCUGUCUUAACACCUAAAGAAUCCCCCAAAGAGUCCCCAAAAGAAUCCCCUAAAGUCAUAGCUAAAGAGUUACCACGUGUUCCAUCUAAAGAAGGUCUAAAAGUUGUUGCUAAAGAGGUCACCAAAGAAGCUACAAAACUACCCCCAAAAGAAUUAUCAAAACUACCCCCAAAAGAAUUAUCAAAACUACCCCCAAAAGAAGCAACAAAAGCAACCACGAAAGUGGCACCUAAGGAGACAGUACCCACAAAAGACGUUUCUAAAGUUCCACCUAAAGAAUCACCACCAGUUCCUAAAGAGAAUUCUAAGGUGCCCCCAAAAGACAGCCAUAAAGCUGCCUCAACAGAAGCCCCUAAAGUAGCACCCAAGGUAGCCUCGACAGAAGCCCCCAAGGAUACCCCAAAAGCAGCUCCCAGAGAGAAAUUCCCUGAACUGGAUGUCAAUCAUAGUUUUCAUCAAACCCAGAAUAAGUCUACAGCUAUGUACCGCAGUCAGAGUGAGAUUCGGACAGAGAAGGUUGAAGAGGUUCCUAAGUCUUGGAGUAGUAGGCUCAGUAUAGAUCUCAGUGAGAAGUCCUUUGGUUUUGGUUUUGGCUCUACUCUGCAGAGGGCUAAGUCAGCUCUGGAAGUUGUUUGGAAAUCUGGUGCUCCAAACACCCCUGCUCCUCCUGAGGAGCCAAUCAAUCCUCCUUCAUCAUUCAUGGGACGUUUCCGCACCCUGUCCACCUCCACUGCAAAUACCUCUAGUACGGCUAUAGACUCCGAUGUCCACAAAGAGCCUGUCUUCUACAAGGCAGAGGAAGAGAAACCAAAUGUAGAAGCAAAAGCUGGUGAACAACAAGAAGAUGGUGAAACCCACUAUGUUGAAGUGAUGGAGCAGGUACUAGCUAACUUGGAGAACAGAACUAAUGCAAAUGAAUCAGAUGAGUUUACACAACAGUGUGAGACUACUCAGGACUAUAAUGUGUCUGAUGACAUUGAGGCAUUAGACGAUAAUGCCUUUCAGGAUUUUGAAGAUUCUCAAGAUUUUGAUGAAAGCAAGAAUUAUGAGGAAAGUAAAGAGGCACAUGUUUUGGAGUAUGAUUGCAGUUUGGAUGAUCAAUAUGAUGAAGAGUACAUUGAGGAAUAUGGAACCGAACUCACUGAGGAUACUGCUGCAUAUGAUGCAAUGGUGGAGUAUGUAGAUGUUGAAGAACCAGAUGAGAUGACUGAGGACAAUGAUGUUACAGAGGAGAUGGACGAGGGUGACGAAGAGCUAGAGGAGAUAGAUGAGAUAAUAGAGGAAGCCACCGAGGUGACUGAAAAAGUGGAGCAAAAAGUGGAGGAUGAAAACAAAAAUGUUGCAGAGGAGAAGCCCAUAGAGGCCCCACCCAAGAAACGAAUCCGACCUACAUUUAAGGAGGCAGCACUCAGGGCCUACAGAAAACAGAUGGCUGAACUGGAGCAGCAGAUCCUGGCAGGAGACACCAGUGCUUUGGAUUCUCAGCCUCGCAGUAUUUUGGAUGUCUGCAUGCCUGGUUUGCAGACUGGAGGGGCUGGCAGUAUUCUUUAUGGUAUUGACAGUAUGCCAGAUUUACGUCGCAAGAGGACAAUGCCUCUUGUCCGAGACCUGGCAGGCAUCUCAUUCGCUCUAGUGAACCGGUCCACCCUGAAUAAUGAGGACCUGAAACUGCAUGUGUUCAAGAAGACUCUACAGGCCUUGAUCUACCCAAUUUCCUCCACAACACCCCAUAACUUUGAGGUUUGGACAGCGACAGCGCCCACCUACUGCCAUGAGUGCGAGGGGCUGCUGUGGGGCAUCGCCCGUCAGGGCAUGCGCUGCUCAGAGUGUGGCGUUAAAUGUCAUGAGAAGUGCCAGGACCUGCUCAACGCGGACUGUUUACAAAGGGCUGUGGAGAAAAGCUCCAAGCACGGGGCAGAGGACAAGACCCAAAAUAUCAUAAUGGCUAUGAAGGAGCGCAUGAAGAUACGAGAAAAGAACCGCCCAGAGGUGUUUGAGGUGAUCCAGGAGAUGUUCCACGUCUCCAAAGAGGAUUUCACCAGCCACCUGAAAACAGCCAAGCAGGCUGUGCUUGAUGGGACCUCCAAGUGGUCUGCCAAAAUCAGCAUCACAGUCAUGAGUGCACAAGGCUUACAGGCCAAGGAUAAAACUGGCUCCAGUGAUCCUUACGUCACCGUGCAGAUCGGUAAAACCAAACGCAGAACGAAGACCAUCUUUGGCAACCUCAACCCGGUGUGGGAUGAGAAGUUCUACUUUGAAUGUCAUAACGCCACCGACCGCAUCAAGGUGCGCGUCUGGGAUGAAGACGACGACAUCAAAUCGCGGGUGAAGCAGCACUUUAAGCGCGAGUCAGAUGACUUCCUGGGUCAGACCAUCAUUGAGGUCCGCACACUCAGCGGGGAGAUGGACGUUUGGUACAAUUUAGAUAAGAGGACGGAUAAGUCUGCUGUGUCUGGGGCUAUUAGACUCAAGAUCAGUGUGGAGAUGAAAGGGGAGGAGAACGUGGUCCCUCCCCAUGGCCAGUAUACCUGUUUACAUGAGAACCUGUUCCACUGUCUGACUGAGGUGAAGAACAACGGCGUAGUGAAGAUCCCGCAGGUGAAAGGGGACGAGGCGUGGAAGGUGUACUUUGACGACGUGUCUCAGGAGAUAGUGGACGAGUUCGCCAUGAGAUACGGAGUGGAGUCUAUCUAUCAGGCUAUGACGCACUUCUCAUGUCUGUCCGCCAAGUACAUGUGUCCUGGUGUGCCAGCAGUGAUGAGCAACCUGCUUGCUAAUAUCAAUGCCUACUUUGCCCACACGACCACCACCACCACAACCACUGCCUCUGCUUCUGACCGGUUUGCUGCCUCUAACUUUGGAAGGGAGAAAUUUGUCAAGUUACUGGAUCAGCUGCACAACUCACUGAGGAUCGAUCUCUCCAAAUACCGGGAUAAUUUCCCUGCAGGGAACCCAGAGCGACUUCAAGAUCUCAAGUCCACUGUUGAUCUGCUGACUAGCAUCACCUUCUUCAGGAUGAAGGUGCAGGAGCUCCAGAGUCCACCGAGAGCCAGCAUGGUGGUGAAAGACUGUGUGAAAGCAUGCCUGGACUCCACAUACAAAUACAUUUUUGAUAACUGUCACGAACUCUACAAUCAACUCCUCGACCAGAGUCGGAAGCAGGAGAUUCCCCGUGAGGAGCAAGGUCCAUCAAUAAAGAACCUGGACUUCUGGCCAAAACUCAUCACUCUCAUGGUGUCUGUAAUCGAUGAGGACCGGACAGCUUACACCCCAGUCAUAAACCAGUUUCCACAGGAGAUGAACGUCGGGAAGAUCAGCGCUGAGAUCACAUGGACCCUCUUUGCUCAAGAUAUGAAGUAUGCGAUGGAAGAGCAUGAAAAGCAGCGUCUAUGCAAAAGUACAGAAUACAUGAAUCUUCACUUCAAAGUGAAAUGGUUCCAUAAUGAGUAUGUCCGUGAUCUGCCGGCCUUCAAGGAUGUUCCCCCGGAGUAUUCGCUUUGGUUCGAGCCAUUUGUCAUUCAGUGGCUUGAUGAGAAUGAGGAUGUUGCAAUGGAUUUCCUGAACGGAGCUUUGGGAAGGGACAAGAAAGAUGGAUUUCAGCAAACCUCAGAGCACGCCCUCUUUUCUUGCUCGGUGGUGGAUGUGUUCACUCAGCUGAACCAGAGUUUUGAGAUUAUCAAAAAGCUAGAGUGUCCAAACCCACAGGCUCUGGCUCACUUCAUGUGCCGCUUUGCAAAGACUAUCAACAAAGUUCUCCUGCAGUAUGCAGCAAUUAUAUCCAAGGACUUUCCGUUGUAUUUGAGUAAGGAGAAUGUGCCCUGCAUCCUCCUCAACAAUAUCCAGCAGCUCCGUGUCCAGCUGGAGAAGAUGUUUGAGUCCAUGGGAGGCAAACAGGAGGAGGGGGUUGUGUCCUUCUGUAAGCUGGAUGCAGAGGCCAGUGAUCUGCUGAAGGAGCUGCAGAAUAAACUCAACACCGUGCUCGAUGAGCUCAGCGGAGUGUUCGGCUCCAGUUUCAAACCUGUGAUCGAGGACUGUGUGAAGCAGAUGAAUCAGGAACUGGUCCAGAUGAAAGGGCCAGCCAAAGGGAGCAACGCUGCCAUGGAUGCAGAGAGUGUCCUUCGUCCUCUCAUGGACCUUCUGGAUAAAAAUUUGAUGUUAUUUGCCAAGAUUUGUGAGAAGACCGUGCUGAAACGAGUCCUCAAAGAGCUUUGGAAAAUCGUGCUGAACACCAUCGAGAGAACGAUUGUUCUCCCUCCGCUCAGUGACCAGAAUCAAGGAGCUCAGAUGAUCUUCAGUGCCGCCAAGGACCUUGGACAGCUGUCCAAACUGAAGGAGCAUGUAAUUCGAGAGGAAGCCAGAAGUCUGACUCCACGCCAAUGUGCAGCCAUGGACCUUGUGCUUCCCACCAUCAAGCAAUACUUCCAUGCUGGAGGAAAUGGGCUGAAGAAAACCUUCCUGGAAAAGAGCCCCGAUAUGAAGUCCCUCAAAUAUGCGCUCAGCCUUUACACUCAACCUACAGAUGCCUUGAUCAAGAAAUAUAUAUGCACCCAAACCUCUCAAGGUCAGUCAUCUAACGGAUCAGUGGGGGAGGUGUCGAUGGAAGUGAAUCUCAUCUCUCAUCCUGGCACUGGAGAGCACAAAGUCAGCGUGAAGGUGGUUGGCGUGAACAAUCUCAUCUGGCAGACCAACGCCAUGUUCCGUCCGUUUGUGGAGGUCAACGCGGUGGGACCACACCUGGCCGACAAGAAGCGCAAAUUCAGCACCAAGACCAAGAAUAACAAUUGGUCACCAAAGUACAACGAAACAUUCCAGUAUGUUCUGAGUAAUGAACAUGGUCCGGAGGCCUACGAGAUCCAUGUUUCAGUGAAGGACUACUGCUUUGCACGCGAGGACCGCAUCGUCGGCAUGACGGUCAUCCAGCUCAGAGAGCUGGCAGACAAGGGCAGCUGCGCCGCCUGUUACCCACUGGUGAAAAGCAUCUGCAUGGACGAAACGGGCAUCACCAUCAUGAGGAUACUCUGUCAAAGGACCAAUGACGAGGUGGCCAAAGAGUUUGUGCGUCUCAAGACCGACACGCGCUCCACGGAGGAAGUGUCGUAGUGUGCGGCCAAAAUGCAGUGCUAAAAAAAAAGAAAAGAUAAAAGAGUCGUGUUGUCUUAAGUGAGCGAUAGAUAGAAAAAGAAGGUGAAAGAGCAGUAGCAACCGUUGUAGAGGCUGGAAACCGAUGGAGAGAGAGAGAGAGAGAGAGAUUGUCGUCCAAAGAGAAGCAGAGCAGGCCCAGAUGUGGCAAAGCGGCGAGAGAUAGAAAGAGAGAGAAGUGUUUGUUUGUUUGUUUGUUUUUGUGCAUGUGUGUAAAACAUCUGUUGGAAUGUUCAUUUUAAAAACUACAGUAUGUACAAGUGUUUACUUAUCGUAUGCUUACUAUUAAGUACUAUAUUCUACGAGUUAUGUUAACAAGACAUGAAAAAACCUUUUGUACAACAUUUAGUCUUUUUGAACAGAGAUUUGUUCCAAUAAAGUGCCAAACCAGUGGAAAAAAAGAACAAAAAGUAUAUGAAUUAUGGUGAACUUAGUAUGUUUGAAAUUUGCUCAGUUAAGUUGUCUGUGGUAAGUCAUUUUUGGACCGUGUGGCAUUUUGAUUGUUGCGGAGUUUUUUUUUUCAUUUUGCACCCCUCGUUUCUUGGCUUCGUGUUCUUCCACACAGCACCGUUGUGCAUGUUCUCUUCUCGGUCAUGUCUCUUCCAUGAUUCCACACCGUGACCAACGAGCAGGCUCCUGUCCCCUUUGCCUUCAGACUGUUUGUAUUUGAAGUCCACCUGAAAAUAGACCAUGUUUUUUUAAUAUGGCGAUGACUGCUAUGUAGACCUUCAUAGGUGUUUGUAAUUUUAUAACCAUAACAACAACAACAACAACAAUGACGCGACAGCCUCCAGUGCUAACAGUCUUAGGAGAAAGGAUGGAAACGUGUUUUUUGUUCUUUGAUUUGGGCCAUCGGCUUCCAGCCUUUCUGAAUGACCACUGUGAACAUGAGCUUUGGAAGGCAAGCUUACAUGAUAUUGCUGACAGUUUGAUAUUGUUUCAUGUUUUUCCGAUAACUUUGUUCCCGAUAAACUGCCAAAGUUACUUAAAAUAUUUGUACAAAAGCAAUCCAUCACAUGUAUAAUAUAUAUGUAUACAUACUUAUAUAUAUAUAUAUAUAUAUACACAUGAGAUCUAUUACUUUUUCAGUGCUAACUAUUUUAUUGUUCAUAGGGUGGUACUCAGAUCUUUUUUUAUUUUUAUUUCCUGUGAAGCUGUUAACAGAUAUUAAAGUUGCACAUGUUACUUAACACAUUAGUUAUAUUAGCUUCUGUCACUGGAGUUAUUUUUCUUCAUAAAGGAAAGAGUCUAACAUUUGGUAAAUAUGCAACAUUCCUAUGUAUUGCACUGAUGGCGAAUUAUAUGUCAUGUAAAUAUAUUUAGUGAUAUAUUGUACAAAAGUCUACUUUUUCUUCAAUGUCCAUAAAGUAUGUGCAAAUGUGUUAAGAAAUCUGUGCAGUAAGUUUCCCCUUUAACACCAGAAUGCGAAUAUAUAUCAUGUCUGAGGAUUUUUAUAGUUGAAGUGUCAAGUUCAAGUGACAUAGUGCUAGUCAUGUGGUUUGAAUCUACAAAAAAAGGAAGAAAAAAGUAUCCUGAAUUAGCCUUAACGACAUGUAUGUGGUCAGUGGUGUCCAGUGUGGCUGUCUCAUAGACCCAUCGGUUCUAUUAUUUCAGA
Messenger RNA from Solea solea (common sole), 10090 nucleotides. Its product is annotated as protein unc-13 homolog C-like. Gene Ontology annotation, cellular component: plasma membrane; neuromuscular junction; terminal bouton. Gene Ontology annotation, biological process: presynaptic dense core vesicle exocytosis; synaptic vesicle maturation; synaptic vesicle priming. The coding region runs from base 727 to 8436 and encodes 2569 amino acids. NCBI's taxonomy places the organism in Eukaryota, Metazoa, Chordata, Actinopteri, Pleuronectiformes, Soleidae. The transcript has 33 exons. The record is from RefSeq and is a predicted model, not a curated record. Gene Ontology annotation, molecular function: calcium ion binding; phospholipid binding; calmodulin binding.